AUGCCUGACGUAACAGUAAUCAAUAACCUUACCGAAGAAAUCCAUGUUGCUUUCUUCUUAGGCGUCCCUACCAAUUGGAAAAAUCAGCUCAAGCCCGGAGAACGUUGGACAACGCACCUCGCCAGCCUCCCGCAUCGUUUUGAAGCGCGCUCUGUGACGGAGAGUCGCGAGUUCAGUCGCGAUGAAUCCAUGGAGAUGCUUGCAACCAUCGGAGGCGCUUGCGCUGCCGGUACUGCUUCUGUAGUUACAGGGGUUGUUGGCAUACCCGCUUCAGUGCCGCUUAUGGCUAUUGCGAAUGCUGGUGGUGCAAAAUAUGGUGGAUGGGGUGCACAUGGGAGGAAGUGUACCGCGAGAGUGUGGGUGCCAUUGUGGCACCAUCGGGAGUAUUCAGUUAGAGUGGUUGAUGGGAAGUGUGUUCUAUGGGAAGUCGGUGCUAAUAGAUUGGUCUAA
This is a messenger RNA of Suillus plorans, 450 nucleotides long. RefSeq lists its product as uncharacterized. NCBI's taxonomy places the organism in Eukaryota, Fungi, Basidiomycota, Agaricomycetes, Boletales, Suillaceae. The coding region runs from base 1 to 450 and encodes 149 amino acids. The record is from RefSeq and is a predicted model, not a curated record. The transcript is spliced from 2 exons.